Molecule: messenger RNA, 969 nt
Organism: Solanum lycopersicum (tomato)
Lineage: Eukaryota; Viridiplantae; Streptophyta; Magnoliopsida; Solanales; Solanaceae
Source: RefSeq, a predicted model, not a curated record
UCUUGUAUUAUAAGAAGUCAUAGAGCUUCUCCUUGUUAUCCUUCGUUACUUUUUGUCCAAAAAGACUGACCGUUUCUUCUGUAUCUCUCUCUUUAAUUAUAAAAUUCUUCUUCCGGAAAUUCUCCUUUCAGAGGGACCAGUUUCUUCACUUCUCUGUACAGCUUGCUCAAAAGUCCUGCUAGGAGCAGCAGCGCCGGCGAGGAGCACGCCAGCCGACAGCCCGAUCGUCCCCUCCCUUUUCCCGGCGAGUUUCAGGCAACCAACAACCGUCAGCAAGAGCUGGACGGCGUCCAGCGAGGCAGCAGCUCCGACCAACGACGCAGGGACGCCGAGCAACACCUACAAAUCGGUUUAGUCAGUUUAGAGCUUUGUGACCAUGGUUUAUUAAAUAGGUCUGCUAAGAUUCAUCUCAGGAGAAACCAAGGAGUAUGAGAUACAAUUUCGAGGAGGAGGAUGGUGGCCGUCAAUCUGAAGAUGUGGAAUGGCUACCCUUACAACACCACCCUGUUUUUUCUACUCCGCCGGACAGGGAUAGGGAUGGAGACAGGGCCUUGACAAUGCCCAAAAAUCUUUUAGCAUGGGACGGAGCUUCUCGUCUCUACUUUUGGGACUCCUACAAAACCUGUUUGCAUCGACUCUCUCUUCGAUUGGGCGAACCUGAUCCAACUUCUCUCCUUGCAGCUUCUCCCUCUAAGGUAUUGCAAGCUGAUGUGCAAUUGAAUUCUGAGGUUCAGCGAAUUUCCAUUAACAGAAAUGGAUCAGCACUGUUCCUAAUUAGCUUGGAUGGUUUAUACGUCAUGUAUCUCUAUGGGAGGACUUCGACAAAAGAAAAUACAAUUAUUUGCCGGUAUAACUUCCUCAUUUUGGUUUUGUAUGGUUAUGUUUUCUUUGGAUUCCAGUGUGUUUCAAAAACAAUAGUGUUAUUGUAAUUCGUAACUAUUUUUCAUUUGAAAUGUACAUUCUCCUAUA